AUGUCAGUCAAUCAAAACACGCCGAACAACAAGCAAACGAAAAGCAAGAGAGCACAAAUGACUCGGCCUUCAAGUGGUCUAAUCGACUCUGAAUUCUUGAUGGGGUUCCGAUCGGACGUCGAAAACGACUCAUCACCCACGUACAAAAUACGUUUGUAUAAUUUGUUUAGACAGAUAGAGAAGGAAUUCGAUUUACUGUAUCAAGAGAAUCAAAGUUUGCAUGAAAAAAUCGAAAUACUAAACGAAAAAUUAGAAAGAGAUACCUAUGAUAAACCAGACUGUGUUGACUUUGAUAGUAACCUUUCUAAAGUAUUAGGCAAAAAAUUCAGCACUUCUGGCCAAAAGAACAAAACUGCUCACAAAUUGAAGGCUCAAACAAGUAAAAUAGUGUCGAGUUUUAAAGCUCCCCAAUUUGCGUUUGGGUUAAUAAGAGAGUACAUCGGUCAUAAGGAUGGUAUAUGGGAAGUUUCUGUUGCUAGGCCUGGUAUACCAGUCAUUGGUACUGCAUCAGCAGAUCAUACUGCUUGUUUAUGGAGCAUAGACAGUUGCAAAUGCCUAUUGCAAUACCAAGGCCAUACGGGCUCCGUGAAUUCUAUCAGAUUCCAUCCAGCCAAAGAUCUUGUUUUGACCGGCAGCGGAGAUUCUUCUGCUCACAUUUGGCAAGCAGCUCUCAAUUGGGACAUCCCAAAGGGACAUUCUUCCGAGGAAGAACUGGAAAGCGACGAAUUGGACGAAAAAAUCGAAUCGAAUAAAAUUGCCACAUUGCGAACACCUUUUCAAGAAUUAUCGGGACACUCUGGCGCCGUAUCUUCGGCAGAAUGGCUAGCCGGAGCCGAGCAAAUUAUCACGGCCUCUUGGGAUAGAUUAGCUAUUCUACAUGAUGUUGAGACUGGACAAAUUGUUACCACAUUAACAGGGCACGAUCAAGAAUUAAAUCACGCAGCUACGCAUCCUAGCCAAAAAUUGGCAGUUACUUCGUCUAGAGAUACGACAUUUAGAUUGUGGGAUUUUAGAGAGAAUGUCCAUUCAGUGUCUGUGUUUCAAGGACACGCAGAGAGCGUAACUUCGGCUGUCUUCACCCGCGAAGACAAAGUAGUGUCCAGUUCGGACGACAGGAGCGUCAAAGUUUGGGACUUGCGCAACAUGCGGUCGCCAGUAUCAACGAUACGAGUCGAUUCAGCCGUCAAUCGUCUAAGCGUUUCCGUCAACGGUCUAAUAGCCAUACCUCACGAUAAUCGUCACAUCCGCUUAUUCGAUUUAUCCGGGCAGCGAUUGGCCAGAUUGCCUCGAUCUAGCAGACAGGGCCACAAUAGGAUGGUGGCUAGCGUAGCUUGGGCAGAAGACGUAAUUUCCGGUGUCAAUUUGUUUACGGCAGGGUUCGAUAGGAAGGUGCUGGGAUGGUCGGUGCAGUCGAUGAAAGAUUAA
This is a messenger RNA of Psylliodes chrysocephalus, 1425 nucleotides long. NCBI's taxonomy places the organism in Eukaryota, Metazoa, Arthropoda, Insecta, Coleoptera, Chrysomelidae. The record is from the annotation of a GenBank genome assembly.